GGCCACGCACUGUUGUAUGCAGAAGCCGCAAAGGCUGCCGGGAAGCAACGGGAGGCGGCGACUGGAUGCCGAGCGGCGACUGCUGCUGCGGGCCCGGCUGGAGGGGCAGGGACAGGCAGAGCCGCUCAGCCUCAGCGCCACGGUCCGCGCCUCGAAACUCUACCGGGCCCGAGUCGCCGCCCCCGCUCCUGUUAUCGCGGCGGGACAGAGCCGCUCGGAGUGAGCAGCCUCAGGGAGCGCCGUACCGGCCACCUCGGAUGUGGAGGUGGCGGCAGUAGCAGGAGGCGGAGCGAGCUCGACUGGGAAGGCCGAGUCUGAGGACGAGAAGCGGGGAGGAGGAGGAGGAACACCUUGACUUUCGCUGUGCCUCGUCUCCCCCGAGGCCUGCGGGAAGGGAAAUUGCACCUACUCUCCUCGCUCGGCUCUCUGGGGAGGGGAAACUCCCGGGAAACUCCUUCGCACCCCCCCCACCCCCACUUUCUAACUUCUUUGCUUCUUCGCCUCUUUUAGUUCUCGUUAUCCGACUUUUGCACCGGGGGAGGGUGUAGGGCUCCCCCUUUCUUUUUUUAAAGGGAGAGAUGGUUGGCACAAUUCUCGGAGCAAUCUCUGUGGUACCUCUUGGCCCCUGAAGCUUGCUUUCCCCACAUCAAGCUCCCGCGACCCCUCUUCCCUGCUUUAACAGGAAUUAUAAAUGCGCGAGAGAAGACCCGGGAAGCUGAAGGAAGGAAAAGAUCCCACGCUGCCUAACAGAAGGAGAAAAAGAGGAGUGCCUCCCAGCAUCUCUGAGAGAAGAGUUUGUUUUUUUAAAGUAAUGCCAUCGUGACCUGAAGUUAGGCUUCUACAGCAUGCACUGUUGAUUAUUGGCCUAGAAGCACUGAAGACAGUUGGCCUUUUUGCACAUGCUUCUCUCAUCCUGGGCUCUUGGAAGACUGGGAUUAGAAAGGAAGAGAAAACUAAAGACUGGUUUGUUUGUUUGUAUGUAUGUAUCCAUUCUUCUACUCUGGAGAACCUGACUAGUUGCUGCUCCUGUUGGGCUAUCUAUGUUUCUCAACUAUAUUAUUUAUCACCUUGUGUGAACUUAAAGUUGGAGGAUUAUUUAAUGAAUGGACAUCUAUUACCAAGCUGGAUGGCUGCUCUGCCGUUUGAAAAGUUAUUGGAAAUCAUCAUUUAAAGUUGCUGAAAAGAGCUGAUAUUGCUAGAAAACGUUAGCCUCUGGCAAAGGCAUUUUAUUUUAUCAAACAAGAUGAUGUGCGAGGUGAUGCCAACAAUCAGUGAAGCAGAGAUUCCCCCUGGGGGAAGUGGAAGUCAUGGCACAGGCUCCCCUCUUCAAUCUGAUGCAGAUUCUCAUUUUGAGCAAUUAAUGGUGUCCAUGUUGGAAGAACGAGACCGCCUCCUGGACACACUGCGAGAGACUCAAGAAACACUAGCAUUAACCCAGGGUAAACUGCACGAAGUUGGUCAUGAAAGGGAUUCUCUUCAACGACAGCUGAAUACUGCACUUCCUCAGGAGUUUGCAGCACUUACUAAAGAGCUUAAUGUAUGUAGAGAACAACUCCUUGAGAGGGAAGAAGAAAUUGCAGAAUUGAAAGCAGAAAGAAACAAUACAAGGCUGCUGUUAGAACAUUUGGAAUGUCUUGUCUCCCGGCAUGAGCGCUCUCUUAGAAUGACUGUAGUAAAGAGACAGGCUCAGUCUCCAGCAGGCGUUUCUAGUGAAGUUGAAGUUCUCAAAGCACUAAAAUCCCUAUUUGAACAUCAUAAAGCCCUUGAUGAAAAGGUAAGGGAAAGAUUACGAGUAGCACUUGAAAGAUGUAGCUUAUUGGAAGAAGAACUAGGUACUACACACAAAGAGUUAAUGAUUUUGAAAGAACAGAGCAAUCAGAAAAGAACACAAGCUGAUGGAAUGCCUGAUAUUAAUCAUGAUCAGGAGAAUACACCUAGUACUAAUGGGAAGAGAUCUUCCAACGGCUCUCUAAGUCAUGAUGAAGACCUUGCUAAAGUUAUAGAACUUCAAGAUAUCAUAGAGAAGCAAACUAAGGAGCAGGCUCAAAUGAAAGAACGUAUCACUGCCCUUUCUAACAGAGUAGCAGAACUGGAAGAAGAUCUUGAUACGGCUAGAAAAGAUUUAAUAAAAUCUGAAGAAAUGAAUACAAAGUUACAAAGAGAUGUACGAGAGGCCAUGGCUCAAAAGGAAGACAUGGAAGAACGAAUCACAACCCUUGAAAAACGCUACCUCGCUGCACAACGUGAAGCUACAUCUGUGCAUGACCUCAAUGAUAAACUUGAAAAUGAAAUUGCGAAUAAAGAUUCUCUGCACCGACAGAGUGAAGAUAAGAAUAGGCAGUUACAAGAACGACUGGAAUUAGCUGAGCAAAAAUUGCAACAGACUCUGAGAAAAGCUGAAACUCUGCCAGAGGUAGAGGCUGAACUGGCCCAGAGAGUUGCAGCACUUACUAAGCCUGACCUUUUGCCUUCUGGGAACUCUGCAGCUAAAGAUGCUAAACUGUUGGAACGUACUUCCAAGCUUAGGAAGGCUGAAGAAAGACAUGGUAACAUUGAAGAACGUUUGAGGCAGAUGGAAGCACAGCUGGAGGAGAAAAAUCAGGAAUUACUAAGGGCUCGACAAAGAGAGAAAAUGAAUGAAGAGCAUAACAAACGAUUAUCUGAUACUGUUGACAAACUUUUGUCUGAAUCCAAUGAAAGACUUCAGCUUCAUCUUAAAGAGAGAAUGGCUGCCCUGGAAGAUAAAAAUGCUCUUCUUCGUGAAGUUGAAACCUCUAAGAAACAAGUUGAGGAGCUUCAAAAUGAAAAGGAUCAGUUAGUAGUAAAUAUUGAAGCAAUGAGAGCUGAAAGUGACCAGAUGAGGAUCAGAGGUCCAUCCCUUCAUCAUAGUCGGCCACAUUUGGGUAGUGUACCAGAUUUUAGAUACCCACUGGCGUCUUCAGCCUUAGCUGACAGUCAAAUGGAUUCCUAUAGUACCUCGGUGUUAAGGCGUCCACAAAAGGGACGUUUGGCAGCUCUGCGAGAUGAACCUUCAAAGGUUCAGACCCUUAAUGAACAAGACUGGGAGCGUGCCCAACAAGCAAGCGUUUUGGCAAACGUUGCACAAGCCUUUGAGAGUGAUGUCGAUAUCUCAGAUGGUGAGGAUGACAGAGAAACUAUAUUCAGCUCAGUUGAUCUAUUGUCACCUAGUGGUCAGGCAGAUGCCCAGACUUUAGCCAUGAUGCUUCAGGAACAAUUGGAUGCUAUCAACAAAGAAAUUAGAUUGAUACAAGAAGAAAAGGAAAACACGGAACAGCGAGCAGAGGAAAUUGAAAGUCGUGUUGGUAGCGGGAGUUUAGAUAACCUUGGUCGAUUUCGGUCAAUGAGCUCUAUUCCGCCUCCUUUUCCGGGUGGCUCUCUUUCUGGCUCUUCUCCACCUGGCAGUGGCCGCUCAACACCACGGCGAAUGCCGCAUAGUCCUGCUCGGGAAGUAGACAGACUAGGCAUCAUGACACUACCUAGUGAUUUAAGGAAACACCGUAGAAAGUCUCCAGUUUCUAGAGAAGAAAUUCGAGAUGACAAGACCACAAUAAAAUGUGAGACCUCACCACCCUCUUCACCUCGAUCUCUGCAUUUGGACAGAGCCUAUAAAGGAGCCUUGCAUACAGUGAGCCAUGAAGAUAUAAGAGAUCUCAGAAAUUCCACAGGUUCUCAAGAUGGACAAAUAAGCAAUCCCAGCAGCAGCAAUAGUAGCCAGGAUUCCCUUCACAAAGCCCCUAAAAAGAAGGGAAUCAAAUCCUCAAUUGGACGUCUGUUUGGUAAAAAGGAAAAGGGUCGACCUGGCCAGAUCAGCAGAGAGAGCUUGGGACAAGUUAAUUUAAUGGAAGCCGAGAGUUCUACUCAGGACAGCUUGGGACUUGGAAAACUGGGAGGACAAGCAGAAAAAAAUAGAAAACUACAGAAAAAGCAUGAAUUGCUUGAGGAAGCUCGGCGGCAAGGUCUACCUUUUGCUCAGUGGGAUGGGCCCACUGUGGUGGUCUGGUUAGAGUUAUGGGUUGGGAUGCCUGCCUGGUACGUAGCUGCUUGCCGUGCAAAUGUGAAAAGUGGUGCUAUUAUGUCAGCCUUAUCUGAUACUGAAAUACAGCGUGAAAUUGGAAUCAGUAAUCCCCUACAUAGGUUAAAGUUGAGACUUGCCAUUCAAGAGAUCAUGUCACUAACAAGUCCCUCUGCUCCUCCUACGUCAAGAACGACCACAGGAAAUGUCUGGGUAACACAUGAAGAAAUGGAAAAUCUUACAUCUACACCACAAACGGAAGAUGAGGAAGGAAGCUGGGCUCAGCAGACAUUAGCCUAUGGUGAUAUGAACCAUGAGUGGAUUGGCAAUGAGUGGCUACCCAGUCUGGGCCUCCCUCAGUAUCGCAGUUAUUUCAUGGAAUGUCUUGUGGAUGCUCGAAUGCUCGACCAUUUAACUAAAAAGGAUCUCCGUGGGCAACUGAAAAUGGUUGACAGUUUUCACAGAAAUAGCUUCCAGUGUGGCAUUAUGUGCCUGCGGAGAUUAAAUUAUGACCGAAAAGAACUGGAAAGAAAAAGAGAAGAAAGUCAGGACGAGGUUAAAGAUGUGCUUGUUUGGAGCAAUGACAGAGUGCUUCACUGGGUGGUGUCAAUUGGUCUUAAAGAAUAUGCAAAUAACCUUAUAGAAAGUGGAGUUCAUGGUGCACUUGUGGCCUUAGAUGAAACUUUUGAUCAUAAUGCAUUAGCUCUUUCUUUACAAAUACCUACUCAGAAUACACAGGCUCGUGCUGUGUUGGAGAGAGAAUUUAACAACCUUAUUGUUAUGGGCACAGACAGGAGGUUUGAUGAAGAUGAUGAUAAAAGCUUUAGACGAGCACCUUCAUGGAGAAAGAAGUUUAGACCAAAGGACAUAAGAGGUUUAGCUGCUGGAUCAGCAGAGACUCUUCCUGCAAAUUUCAGAGUUACCUCCUCAAUGUCUUCACCUUCUAUGCAGCCAAAGAAGAUGCAAAUUGAUGGCAAUGUAUCAGCAACACAAAGAUUGGAUUCUGCUACAGUAAGGACAUAUUCAUGUUAAAGCCUUUCAUGGUUUAUCCCCACUAUUUCUACAGAUGAUCUGAAACAUUUUGAACUCAAAGACCAUAUUUUGGAAACAAGUGAAAUCUUUACUCUGUUAAUACUUGUUAAAUCAACACUUUGAAAUAUUUUAUUACAGAGUUUUUAAUUAGCAGAUGAAUUUGUGAGUACUAUAGAGAAAGUAUUUUAGAUUUUAAAUGUUUCUUAUAUUUAUGUAAGCAUAUGUGUGUCUCCAUUGAUUAACCUUCUGUUAGUAUUCAGUCUAUAAAUCAAAUUAUUGCUGAUUUGUUUAGUCUUUUCAACUGAAUGUACUGUAAUGCUUGUAUGUAUAUGCCCCUAUAAGCAAAAUAGGGUUUUUGUAAAUUAUGCAUUUAUUGUAAUUAUCAGUAAUGGUUUUUAAUAAUAAAAGUGAAAGUGAAAAGGAUUUUACUAUCUUUGUAAAGGUAUCAUGACACCGAGCAGUAUAUAUAUUUUGCCAUUUGGAAAAUGCUAGCUAGCUCUAAAAAUUUAAAUAAACUCAGUUUUUUGUUCAGAGAAGCAUAUGUUUGUUAAUAAAACAGGCAUGGUACCUGAUUCUAUUUCCGUUCAUAACUGUACCUUUCCACAUAUAUGGAUUUUUAAGUCUUUUGGUCAAUAUUACUUACUUUACAUGAAAUUCUAAAAUAUGGGAAUCAUUAGGACACUAUGAAACACGUAUGAGACCUAGUGAGCUCAUUUGUAACUACUUUUUUCAGCUGUGUUUGUACAGUCUAUGUUCAUUGACUGAGCAUAAGCCAUAAGUGGAAAUAUUUUUCUUAACCAAGAAUAGUACUCCUAAUAGUUCUCAGCAGGCAACAAGAAGUGCUCUCUUUCUGUAUCUUGAUGUGAAAAUGUUUGCAGAAGGAUAUUGAUGCAAUUUUUCUAAGCGGACCAAUCAUGCACUGCAGUCUCAUGACAAAGAUGCUGAUGGCACAAUAUGCUGAAGCAUGAAGUAGUGCAACUAUUAAAAAGGCCUUACUUUUCUUAUGUCAUCUCUUUGCAUAUAUUUAUAAACUUGUUUUACAUUCUUGACAAAUGUUUAGUUGUUAAUAGUUUUAGCCAUUUCAGACAGUAUAAGUAGAAAAUGCAUCCAUUUUUAAAUAACAUAUUAAGAUUCCAGCAAUGAAUAAGUUGAGAUCAUGGUGCAUUAUUUAUUAUGCAAUAAUAUAUAUAUAGCACGUCUUUCUGUUUUGGUUUUGGCUCUUUUUAACUGUACAAUUGAAAUUCAUUGUUACUGUUCUGUUUUUUCUAUUAACCUUUUAUGUGUACUUCUGAUUAUGUAACAAAUUAUGUACAGUCUAAGUACUUUUGAACUAUUUUUAUCACAGUAUUAUUUAUUGCUUUCUUUCAAUAAAGUACUGAAGCAUUUUUCCACUGCCAAUAAAAUGCUAUUAUCUUGUGA
Molecule: messenger RNA, 6484 nt
Organism: Hemicordylus capensis (graceful crag lizard)
Lineage: Eukaryota; Metazoa; Chordata; Lepidosauria; Squamata; Cordylidae
Gene: PPFIA1
Product: PTPRF interacting protein alpha 1
Exons: 32
Coding region: 1244-5065 (1273 amino acids)
Biological process (GO): synapse organization
Cellular component (GO): presynaptic active zone
Molecular function (GO): protein binding
Source: RefSeq, a predicted model, not a curated record